Messenger RNA from Budorcas taxicolor (takin), 2391 nucleotides. It is a transcript of the gene DQX1, whose product is annotated as DEAQ-box RNA dependent ATPase 1. The record is from RefSeq and is a predicted model, not a curated record. Gene Ontology annotation, cellular component: spliceosomal complex; intracellular anatomical structure. The transcript has 11 exons. Gene Ontology annotation, molecular function: RNA binding. Bases 1 to 2169 code for a protein of 722 amino acids. NCBI's taxonomy places the organism in Eukaryota, Metazoa, Chordata, Mammalia, Artiodactyla, Bovidae.
AUGGUCACCAUGGCCUCUCAGCUUCUCGGGUUGGAAGAAGAGUCUGGCCCAAACCCUGAGGAGUCUGAAUUGGCUGUGAACCCCUUUGACGGGCUCCCCUUCUCCUCCCGCUACUACAAACUACUUGAGCAGCGCCGAUCCUUGCCUGUCUGGGCUGCUCGCUUUAUCUUCUUGGAGCACUUGGAGAGUAGCCCCAGUGGAGUGGUACUGGUGUCUGGAGAGCCUGGUUGCGGCAAGAGCACCCAGAUCCCACAGUGGUGUGCAGAGUUUGUGCUGGCAAGAGGUUUCCAGAAGGGCUGGGUAACUGUGACUCAGCCUUACCCUCUAGCAGCCCUGAGCUUGGCCCUGCGAGUUGCUGAUGAAAUGGACCUGACCCUGGGUCAUGAGGUUGGAUACAGCAUCCCCCAAGAAGACUGCACUGGGCCUGACACUCUGCUAAGGUUCUGCUGGGACAGGCUGCUUCUGCAGGAGAUGGCCUCAACCCCGGGCACUGGAGCCCAGGGUGUGCUGGUCCUGGAUGAGGCUCAGGAGCGGUCAGUGGCCUCAGAUUUGCUCCAGGGACUCCUGCGAGAUGCCAGGCUGGGAAGCCGUCCAGGGGACCUCAGAGUGGUUGUAGUUACCGACCCAACCCUUGAACCUAAGCUGCAAGACUUCUGGGGCAAUCCUCCUAUUGUGUGUGUCUCCAGAGAGACUGGCAGCUGUCCCGCUCCGGUCUACAGGGACUCUCUCCCUACUGACCGAGUAGAAGCUGCCUGCCAAGCUGUGCUUGAACUGUGUCGGAAGGAGGCUCCAGGAGAUGUGCUAGUGUACCUGCCCAGUGAGGAGGAAAUUUCUCUGUGCUGUGAGUCCUUGUCCAGGAAGGUAGGGUCCUUGGAAAACCAAGGGCCCCCACCACGGGUGCUGCCCCUUCACCCAGGCUGUGGACAAGCUGUUCAGGCUGUGUACGAGGACACAGAAUCAGGUGCCCGGAAGGUUGUGGUCACUCACUGGCUGGCCGACUUCUCCUUUUCCCUCCCCUCCAUCCGACAUGUCAUUGACUCAGGACUGGAGCUUCGAAGUGUUUACAGUCCUCAGAUCCGAGCAGAAUCUCAAGUGUUGAGACCAGUCAGCAAGUGUCAGGCAGAGGCAAGACGACUACGGGCAGCAGGGAUCCCACCAGGAUCCUGCCUCCGCUUGUAUCCUAAGUCCUUCCUAGAACUAGAGGCUCCCUGCCUGCCCCAGCCCAGAGUGUGGGCAGAGAAUUUGAGCCCCCUGAUGUUACUACUAAAGAGGAGACAGAUUGCAGAGCCAGGGAAGUGUCACUUCCUGGACCGGCCUGCUCCAGAAGCACUGAUGCAGGCCCUGGAAGACUUAGACUAUCUGGCUGCCCUGGAUGAUGAUGGGGACCUGUCAGACCUGGGAGUUAUCCUAUCAGAAUUUCCCCUGGCCCCUGAGCUGGCCAAAGCCCUGCUGGCCUCGUGUGAGUUUGACUGUGUCGAUGAGAUGCUCACCCUGGCCGCCAUGCUCACUGCUGCCCCCGGGUUUACUCGUCCUCCACUCUGUGCAGAAGAAGCUGCCCUGCGUCGAGCGCUAGAACACGUGGAUGGUGAUCACAGCUCUCUGAUCCAAGUGUAUGAAGCCUUUAUACAGAGUGGAGCAGACAAGGCUUGGUGCCAGGCUCGGGGUCUAAACUGGGCAGCAUUGUGCCAGGCCCGUAAACUUCGGGGAGAACUCCUAGAACUCAUGCAACGGAUUGAACUUCCCUUGUCUCAACCAGCCUUUGGAUCUGAGCAGAAUCGCAGAGACCUUCAGAAAGCGCUGGUGUCAGGAUACUUCCUUAAGGUGGCCCGAGACACAGAUGGAACUGGAAAUUACCUGCUUCUAACCCAUAAGCAUGUGGCCCAGCUGUCCCCAUACUGCUGCUACAGAAGCCGAAGGGCUCCUGCCAGACCCCCACUGUGGGUGCUUUACCACAGUUUCUCCAUUUCCAAAGACAACUGUCUUUCCAUUGUUUCUGAAAUUCAGCCACAGAUGCUGGUGGAAUUGGCUCCUCCAUACUUCCUGAGUAACUUACCCCCUAGUGAGAGCAGAGACUUCCUGAACCAGCUGAGGGAAGAAAGGACAGAUUCUUCAACCAGGAGUGAAUCUUCCUCCACCCAAGAACUUGAAAAUGCCUGUCUCCUGCAGUGACCUGCCUAUGGGGUGAAGUUGAAUUCAUCUCAUCACAUGAGAUCUUCCCUCAGGCUAGCACCUAGGCAGCCAUCCAGAUUUAGAAGCCCAAGGGUCAAAUGUAAAUACUGGAACCUGAGUCCCAAGAAAUGGAGCUGGGAGUGGAGCAAAUUGGUUAAGCCCCAGUCUAUACAGGGUAGGACCGAUUUCUUAGCUUUCUGCUAUUUAUUGAAGAGGAAUUGA